Messenger RNA from Penicillium macrosclerotiorum, 444 nucleotides. RefSeq lists its product as uncharacterized. NCBI's taxonomy places the organism in Eukaryota, Fungi, Ascomycota, Eurotiomycetes, Eurotiales, Aspergillaceae. The record is from RefSeq and is a predicted model, not a curated record. The coding region runs from base 1 to 444 and encodes 147 amino acids. The transcript has 3 exons.
AUGUCUACCCGCAAGAGAAAGCAAGAUCCCGAGGAGGAGCUGCAGGCGCUUCCUAGUGACGACAGCGAAGAGGAGGAGGAAUAUGAGGACUCAGAACCCGAAGUCUCGGAUGUAAGCGACGAGGGCGAAGAAGAAGAGGGCGAGGAGGACUUUGACGACGAGGAAGACGAAGAAGACGAAGGGGAAGAAGAAGGCCCUCCCGCCGCCAAGCGGCAGAAGACUAAGACCGUCCCGGUAGUCGACGACGAGGACGAGGGCGCGGAGAACGGCGCCAAUGGCGACAAGGAUGAUGAGGAAGAGGAAGAGGAAGAGGAGGCGGCCGAUGAGGAAGACGAGGACGUGACCGAGACGGCGAAGACGAGCGGUCCUGCCGCCGCGGCAGCCAAGGCCAAGGGCGGCGAUGUUCCCAAGGAAUCGGACCUGCCUGAGGUGGAUGCAGAGUAA